Molecule: messenger RNA, 3936 nt
Organism: Pleuronectes platessa (European plaice)
Lineage: Eukaryota; Metazoa; Chordata; Actinopteri; Pleuronectiformes; Pleuronectidae
Gene: arhgap24
Product: Rho GTPase activating protein 24
Exons: 11
Coding region: 652-3078 (808 amino acids)
Biological process (GO): wound healing, spreading of epidermal cells; negative regulation of Rac protein signal transduction; signal transduction
Cellular component (GO): focal adhesion
Molecular function (GO): GTPase activator activity
Source: RefSeq, a predicted model, not a curated record
UUUCUCUCUCUCUCGCUCUCUCACAAACACACACAUGCACACAUACACACUUUCCUCCUCCCUCCCCUAUCCCUCCUCCUCCUCCUUUUCUACUCUGUAACCAACUUACACACAUACACACACACACACACACACUCGUCUCACUGAGUGUGAGCGUCUCACCAGCGACGAUGACUGGAGGAGUAAGUGCUGCAUAAGGCUUCAGCAUUGGGAGAGUGUGUGUGCACAUGUGCGUGUUUGGGUGGACUCCCACUGUAUAAUGGUGCCCCAUGUGUGACUGGGCUGACCACGACAGCCAAACGCUCCACAGCGGGGGACUCUUUUCUCAGCCUACAGAUGGUGUGAGCAGUCAGGGGAAAAAGUUUUCAGCUCCCUCAGAUCCACUCUGCUCGUCACUGAGAGUCGGCAGCAGCAGCCGCAGCAGCAGGAGAGGAGCUGAAGUACAACCUCAACCUGUCUCAGCCCAGGAUUUCUGCUGCUGUUGAUAGAUUACCUGUCACUGGAUUGGAUAAACGGGUCGAGCAUCACCACACACAUCCCUGCGGAGGGAUUCAACAAGGCUGAUUGAAAGGUGACACAGUUAAAAAUCCAGCAGCUCUGCCUGACCAGCGUUUUUCCAAGGACUUUCUAAUUCUGGUGCAGGACAUACAGAUGGUCAGAGCUGCUGUAAUGGAGGACCAGUGUGUGUCCCACAGCAGUCCCCAGCACAGCGGAGGUCCGGCCGGCACCGACGUUCAGAGGCAGGGGUGGCCGCAUGUCAUCAGGUGUGGGUGGCUCAGGAAGCAAGGAGGCUUUGUCAAGACUUGGCACAGUCGCUGGUUUGUGCUGCGAGGGGACCAGCUGUACUAUUACAAAGACGAGGAGGAGACCAAAGUCCUGGGAGCCAUUUUCUUACCUGGAAACAAAGUCACAGAGCAUCCAACCAGUGGCGAUGAAGGGGGGAAAUUUCUUUUUGAGAUCAUUCCAGGGGCAGACAGAGAGCGGAUGACAGCCAACCAUGAGACCUACCUUCUUAUGGCCAGCACCCAGAAUGACAUGGAGGAUUGGGUGAAGACAAUCCGAAGGGUCAUCUGGGCGCCCUUUGGUGGAGGGAUCUUCGGUCAGAAGUUGGAGGAGACGGUGCGGUAUGAGCGGCGCUUCGGGACCAAGCUGGCCCCGAUGCUGGUGGAGCAGUGUGUGGAUUUCAUCCGGCAGUGGGGCCUUCAGGAGGAGGGUCUGUUCCGGAUGCCUGGACAGGCCAACCUGGUCAAAGAGCUGCAGGACGCCUUCGACUGUGGAGAGAAGCCCUCGUUUGACUGUGACACAGAUGUGCACACUGUCGCCUCCCUGCUGAAGCUCUAUCUCAGGGAGCUGCCGGAGCCCGUCGUCCCCUUCCAGAAGUACGAUGACUUCCUGGCAUCCUGCAAGCUCCUCGGAAAGGAUGAUGAAAUGGGUAUGAAUGAGUUGAGACGCCUGGUGGAAAGUCUACCUCAAGUCAACUUCAACCUUCUCAAGUACAUCUGCAGGUUUCUAGAUGAAGUGCAGUCGUAUUCAGGAGUGAACAAAAUGAGCGUUCAGAACUUGGCCACGGUCUUCGGGCCAAAUAUCUUGAGGCCAAAGAUCGAGGAUCCAGUGGCCAUUAUGGAAGGUACCGUUCUGGUCCAGCAGCUCAUGGCCAUUUUGAUCGGCCGCCAGGACGUGCUCUUCCCUCACAGUGAGGACAGCCCCACGGCCCUCGAGCUGGUCAACAACAACGUCGAGCUGCCGCGGCGACAAGCCGCCACAACUACCUCCACCGUCACCACGGUGUCUCAGAACGCCGUGAACAACAACGCGCAGGUGGUCCGCCAGUGUGUGUGGGAAGCCCCCGCGUCUCCUUCGCACCGCCAGCACGUAGAAAAGAGUGGCUCCCCGCGGCCGUCAAGCCCUCGCAACGGUGUCACUGGACGCUUCGACAUCACCCGCAGCCCCCCACUGACUAUUAAAAAGAACCCGGCGUACAGUAAAGGCAGCGGGAUUGUCACAAACGGCUCCUUCAGCUCCUCGCCCUCCUCGGACCCCAAUCAAGAGAAGAGCCAGACUCUGGGUGGAGGAGGGAGUUUACCGAUGCGCCGCAGCGGGGCCCUCAAAGGCUCGGGCACAAAAAUGGGCACCAGCGGCGUGGCGGGUGGGAGCAGCACUGUCGGGAACGGAGUUGUGCGCAUGGGCGUUUCAGGCACUGAUGUGGUCACAGGGAGCCUACACGGCCGCAACGGCCUCUGGGCCCCGAACGGCUGCGUCACGUUACGGUCGAGCAACAAAACCCGCGACGGCUCCAACGGGGAACAAACCGCCAAUCAGAAUCGCCUGUCCACGUACGACAAUGUCCAGUUAAACCACCAGAACCUGCAGCUGCAGAACCAGAUCACCAACACGUGUCUCAACAGCAGCUGCGAGGACAAGCAGAGCGUGGACAGCGCCACCUGGUCCACGUCCUCCUGUGAAAUCUCUCUUCCCGACAACUCCACCUCCUGUCGUUCCUCCACCACCACCUGUCCUGAGCAGGACUUCUAUGGAGGUCACUACGAGGACCUGGACGGACCAGCUCCGGAUACAGAGCCUCCUCAGUCUGGCGGAGGAGGAGAAGGGGGGGUGGGCCGAGGCAGCAACAGGGAACCAGGAGGAGACGGAGCGGGGAGGAGCAGCCGAGGAACCAGCAGCAGUGAGAACAGUGACGGUUUCCCUGCUGCUAACGGAGCCGGCAGCCACAGCGCUCUGCACAGCUUAGUGGCCAGCCUCAAACAGGAGAUGCACAAACAGAAGACCGAGUACGAGGCCAGGAUAAAGAGCUUGGAGCAGCGCAACCUGGAGCUGGAGACGGAGAUGGUGAACCUCCACGAGGAGCUGGACCAGGAGAGGAAGAAGUACACCAUGGCCGAGAUCAAGCUGCGCAACGCCGAGCGCGCCAAGGACGACGCCGAGCGGCGAAACCAGAUGCUGCAGAAAGAGAUGGAGCAGUUCUUCUCCACGUUCAGCGACCUCACCGCGACCGGCACCGCCACGGCCCCGGCCGCCGACCCUCGCCGGCCAGAUCGCACCAACGCCAUCUGGAUACAGUGAGGGAGGCCGGGGGGGGGGGGACGUGGUGCUGAAAGGACUGUGUAAGACUCGAUAAUGUGAUGUGAACAUUACCCAGGCUCCAAACAGGAUUUGGCUGCUUGUUCUAGAAGGAAAAGUGGGAAGUUUCGUCAACGGCACGUUUUAAUUUAAGUAAUAGCUGGUGUGCGGCCGAUGCAGGUCACCUGUAGAAAUGUAGACGUCACCUGGAGUGAUGUCAGAGGGGACAUUGUAAAUACAACAUUAUUUAAACACUCGCCCAACCCUCUCAGAACCUGUCGCGGUACCUGCUCAUCUGACCCGGUGGUGGAAUAAAGGGACUGUAAACCUGAGGAUUUACAGUGCCACCAUUAUUUUAUAUUAGCUCCUAGAGCCGGAUAGAAGGGGAAGAAUAAACAUUUAAAAAGCGAAAAGGUGGAAAUAAAACAGACUUGACGACGAUGCCAAAUCUCCUCCCUGUCUUUAAUCAUUUUUAAAAUCUAACCAAAAAAAAAAAAAAGAAAGAAACAUCCUAUAGUUCCGUGUGUAACUCUGUAUCUGCUUGUGUACAUAGAGGGAAGCCAUGCAGACAAACCACAGCAGCAGAUGUAUGUAAAGAGAAAUGAAAAGUACGGCGUGAAUGUUUAUCUGAUAUUUAAAGCAAAGUUAUCAAUGUGUGAUAUUUUAUAUUUCUUUCCUUGCACUUACAUGUUUUGUUUAGUGUCGCUCCAGUUGGUACUGAAUGUUGUAUCACUUCAAUGGGACGGUAUACUGUACAUGUGCCUGUGCUUCUGUGCUGUUGUGUUCUAUUCUACCCCAUGACCAAAAAAAAAAACGAGCCUGUACUGUAAAUAUUUUAUAAGUGUAGACACUAAUUGUUAG